GGUGGGGGCGGGCUCGACGUGGACCCCGCCCCGCGGGGGCGGGGCUGCGCUACGCUGCGCGGUUGGGUCCCGCCGGGUGCCCGUCGGCCGCGGCCGGGAUGGACCUGGGCCCGCUGCGGAGCCCCUACCGGGGGGACGCGGAGGCCUUCGAAGAGCAGCACCUGACCUCCCGUGACCCUAUCCAGCAGUUCCAAGCGUGGUUCGAGGAGGCCGUGGGCUGCCCGGCCGUCGGAGAGGCGAACGCCAUGUGCUUGGCCACCUGCACCAGGGACGGGAGGCCCUCGGCCCGCAUGGUGCUGCUGAAGGGCUUUGGGCAGGAUGGCUUCCGCUUCUUCACCAACCACGAGAGCCGUAAGGGGAAGGAGCUGGACGCCAACCCCUUCGCUGCGCUCGUCUUCUACUGGGAGCCCCUCAACCGGCAGGUACGGAUCGAGGGCUCGGUGAAGCGGCUGCCGGAGGAGGAAUCCGAGCGGUACUUCCACUCCCGCCCCAAGAGCAGCCAGAUCGGGGCUGUGGUCAGCCGGCAGAGCACCGUCAUUCCGGACAGGGAGUAUUUAAGGAAGAAGAAUGCGGAGCUGGAGGAACGGUACAGGGAGAUGCUGGUGCCGAAGCCAGCGUACUGGGGGGGCUACAUCCUGUAUCCAGAGGUCAUGGAGUUCUGGCAGGGCCAAACCAACCGCCUGCACGACCGCAUCGUCUUCCGACGCCUGCGGGAUGGCUCGGCCCCCCUGGGAGACAUGACGCACCAGGGAGAGGGCGAUUGGGUCUUCGAGCGCUUCUCCCCAUGAGGCCACCGGUGCCUCUGGCCGCGUUCAGCCGAUCGGGAGCAUCACCUGUGCCAAAGCUGCCCGCCUGUCCCCUGCCGUGCCCUGGGGAAUGGGGCUGGCCUCACUCUGCCCUACCCCGGGAAGCGUGUGCUGAGCUCUGGGGUGCUGGUGGGGGGCUCCGGUCCAGCCCCGGUGACGCUCAUCUCCUUGUGCCUCUCCCUGGGGUGGGCGAGAGCCGCAGGUGGGUCCCCAGGACCCGCUGCUUCCCCCCACCAGCCUGCAGGGAGCAACUGCUCCUAGUGCCACUGGUGGUUAAUUAAUCGUGUUAAUGAUUGUGGAGGGACCAAGUAAAAACCCGGUGUACCCCCUGCCCGUGUCCUGCCGCUGCCACCGCUCAUGCCUCAUGUUUUAGCUAGAACCGUGCAGCGUACUCAGUCUGUGCAAUAACUUAUUUAAUUACAGCUCUAUUGUCACCAGUGUUCGUGGCCGGCCGCGUUGCCACCAGCGCACCCCAUCUCCCCAGGACCGUGGGACCCCCACCCUCAGCCUGUGUGUUCAGGGGGAGCUGGGCUGGCGCUGCUUCCAGUCCCCCCGCCCCAGCUGCCUGUCUGAGCUUCGAAAAAAUAAAUCCCGAUCGGCACAGA
Messenger RNA from Falco peregrinus (peregrine falcon), 1411 nucleotides. It is a transcript of the gene PNPO, whose product is annotated as pyridoxamine 5'-phosphate oxidase. NCBI's taxonomy places the organism in Eukaryota, Metazoa, Chordata, Aves, Falconiformes, Falconidae. The transcript is spliced from 7 exons. The coding region runs from base 99 to 788 and encodes 229 amino acids. Gene Ontology annotation, biological process: pyridoxine biosynthetic process; pyridoxal 5'-phosphate biosynthetic process. The record is from RefSeq and is a predicted model, not a curated record. Gene Ontology annotation, molecular function: FMN binding; pyridoxamine phosphate oxidase activity.